UAAAUAUUUCAGGUUAGGUCAUAGGCAGUCCUCUGUGUUCUCAUCAGAGUUCAGCGUGGCUACUUGAAGCUGAGGCGAGACCGUAAGGAAUCGGAGUGGUGUUGACGAUCUCUUCAACAGAACUCAGAUACAAAAAGUUGGCUUCUUUACUGAAGAAAACAGUAGUCUUGACCAUCUAAAAUUCGACUUAAGAAUUCCAUUUAUUAUCAUUGACAGAAAGAGAAUUGCACUAGAAGCCCCUGCUUGAGUACAAAGAAAUUGCUCUGUCGACUACAGUAGUUGUUACAAUGUCUCUACUUUCAAAAUUACGCUGUAUCACUGUGGAUGUGACCGGAACCCUCAUAGCCUAUAAAGGAGAGCUUGGGGACUACUAUUGCAUGGCAGCCAAAGCUGUUGGACUACCUUGCCCUGACUACAAACGCGUGCAUGAGGGCUUUAAACAUGCAUACACAGAAAUGGCGAAGCAGUACCCGUGUUUUGGGUACCUGGUAAAAAUGCCUAAUAUAGUCUGGUGGAAAACUUGUGUGAGAGAUUCCUUUGUCAGGGCAGGGUAUGAUUAUGAUGAGGAGACAUUUGAGAAAAUAUUUAGACGUAUAUAUGCAUCUUUUGGUUCAUCGGCACCUUAUACUGUUUUCCCAGACUCACAGCCAUUUCUAAGAUGGGCACGAGAGCAGGGUCUAAAAGUAGGGAUUGUUAGCAAUGCAGAAUACCGUUACCAGGAUGUAAUUCUUCCUGCUCUGGGCUUGAACCUGGGAUCAGAAUGGGACUUUGGUGUAUUCUCUGGUCUUGAAGGUGUGGAGAAACCGAAUCCAAAGAUUUAUGAGAUUGCCCUUAUGAGAGCAGGCAAUAUUGCACCUGAGGAAACUCUGCAUAUCGGAGACAGCAUGCGCAAAGACUACCUUCCAGCAAAGAGCAUUGGAAUGAAAGCAUUGUUACUGGAUCGGUUUAAGACCUCCGCGGUGGAGGAUUGGAGACAAGCUGGCGCAACUGUACUCCCUGACCUGGUAACCGUCCAGGAAUUACUUAUUUCAGACAAGUUAACAUGUUAAACUCUCCUCUCAAAUUGGUACUUGCCAUAUUUUUACAGGCAGUAUUCCAAAUUUUUUCCAUUCUCACAAUUUUAAUAGAUUUGAUAUACAAGGUGCCGAGUUCUUUAGCUUUCA
Messenger RNA from Carica papaya (papaya), 1163 nucleotides. RefSeq names its product Haloacid dehalogenase-like hydrolase (HAD) superfamily protein. The record is from RefSeq and is a predicted model, not a curated record. Lineage: Eukaryota; Viridiplantae; Streptophyta; Magnoliopsida; Brassicales; Caricaceae.